This is a messenger RNA of Parnassius apollo (apollo), 1119 nucleotides long. NCBI's taxonomy places the organism in Eukaryota, Metazoa, Arthropoda, Insecta, Lepidoptera, Papilionidae. The record is from the annotation of a GenBank genome assembly.
AUGUCUGAUUGUGCCGGUAAAAUAAAAUCUCGAGUUGUGGUUUUAGGAGGGUGCGGCUUCAUCGGUCGGAACCUGGUGGAUUAUUUAAUAACCAACGACUUGGUGAGCGAAUUGCGCGUAGUGGAUAAAACUCCGCCACAGCUGGCCUUUCUGAAUCCCGCACAUACAAAGGCUUUCGAAGACCCCCGCGUUGAGUACAAGAGCGCUAAUCUUAUUAAUCCAACAUCAUGCGCCACAGCCCUCAGCAGAGACGGCGAGCCCUGGGAUCUAGUGGCGAACUGUGCGGGGGAGACCCGGGUGGGGCAGACAGAGGCGGUGUACUCAGAGGGUAUCUUCACACUUAGUUGCAACGUUGCUCAGCAGUGCGCCAAAAUGAAAGUCGGACGACUAGUUGAGAUCUCCAGCGGUCAGAUGUACAGUAGUGAUAAGCCACAAAAAGAAGACUGCCCUAUUGAACCUUGGACAGUGGAAGGUCGGAUGAAGAGCAAAGUCGAGCAGGAGCUAAAAAACUUGGAACCAGAGCUGAGUUACACAAUAAUCAGGCCAGCCAUCGUGUACGGGAUCGGUGACAGAAGGAGUUUGACACCACGAUUACUCAUCGGUGGAAUCUAUAAGCAUCUUGGACAAACCAUGAAACUCCUAUGGACAGCCGACUUGAAAAUGAACACCGUCCACGUGACAGACGUUUGCCGCGCCAUCUGGACGCUGGGCAGGGAAGCUGAGGCCUGCGGACAGACAUACAAUGUGGUGGACGAGGCGAACAGCACGCAGGGCAGCCUCGCCAAACUCGUGUCAGAGAUAUUCAAGAUAAAGCAUGAUUACUAUGGCACAGCUAUAUCCACAUUGGCCAAGAGUGACAUGGCGUCAGUAGCGGAGCAGGCGAACGACACUCACCUGACCGCAUGGGCGGACAUCUGCCGGCGCUACCAGCUGCAGCACACGCCGCUGGAGCCCAGCGCCGGGCCCGAGCUUCUCCUAAACCGCCAGCUGUGUCUGCACGGCGCCAAGCUCGCGCCGCUGCUGCAGCCCCUUGUGCCUGCGCCCACUGCAGACAACUUGCGCGCGGUGCUUGAGGACUACGCUUCUAUGAAUCUCUUCCCUAAGGAGCUCCUGCUAUGA